This is a messenger RNA of Sycon ciliatum, 3656 nucleotides long. Its product is annotated as circularly permutated Ras protein 1-like. Gene Ontology annotation, cellular component: plasma membrane; COPII vesicle coat. Gene Ontology annotation, molecular function: GTP binding; GDP binding; GTPase activity. Bases 419 to 2893 code for a protein of 824 amino acids. Gene Ontology annotation, biological process: endoplasmic reticulum to Golgi vesicle-mediated transport; Ras protein signal transduction; intracellular protein transport. Lineage: Eukaryota; Metazoa; Porifera; Calcarea; Leucosolenida; Sycettidae. The transcript has 16 exons. The record is from RefSeq and is a predicted model, not a curated record.
UCCGAGCUUUCCUUUUUAGCUUUCAUUCCCGGCCUGCUCAGACGUGUGUCAUCGUUGUUCUUUGUUGUUGUGUUGAGUGCAUGCGGGCACUAGGGAAUGUGCUGGGUGCUUGCCGCUGAACCCUGUGAAGCGACUCUGAGUACAGCAUGCCGGUAUGUCAGCAAGCUGUGCAGCACUUUGCGGCGCUGAACGCACGAGCCCGAGCCAGGAUAAAACCUCCGGAAUGAGUCGCCAGGAGAAACAGUUCUUCUCUUGCUGUCCGAGACACCAACACCAACACCCGACGCGCCUAGUGCUGUGUACUAUUUGCUGUGGCCGGCCCGGUUCUUGUUGCUACCUCCGCCAGUACGUAAUACAGACAGUGCAGUGAUACAAGCGUCGCUACUUACGGUUAGACGAUAGUUCGUAGCGGGGAAGAAUGGAGUUUGGCAGCGACUUCGUGUUCGUACCGCAGUCGGAGGCGGACCAGUACGAGCAGGUGCCUCGCUCGCAGCUAGAGAAAGAGGCGGUGGAGCGUGUGAGGUCGGUGGACAACACGGAUGAUGGCAAGAUAUGUCUGCUUGAUAUCCUGGACUCGGCCGGCCAAGAGGAGUAUUCCUCAAUGCGUGACCAGUACAUGCGGUCGGGAGAUUGCUUCAUGAUCGUGUACGACGUCACCAGCCGAUCUUCCUUCGACGAGGCCGAGCAUCUCAUCUCGUUCAUUGCUCGCGUGAAGGACGUCGAGACCAGCGAAGUGCCGUUUAUCAUUGUUGGUAACAAGACCGACCUGGGCGAUCACCAGGCGGUGGAGGAGCAUGAGGGCCGCGCUCUGGCGCGCCGUCACAAGCGCCCGUUCGUGGCCACGUCGGCCAAGACCGGCGACAGCGUGGAGCACGCGUUCUUCACGCUGGUGCGCAACACGCCGCGCUACAGCAAGGAAUACAAGGUGGUUGUCCUCGGCUCUGGUGGUGUUGGAAAGUCCUCGCUCACCAUCCGCUUCAUCCAGAACCACUUUGUGUCGGACUAUGACCCGACCAUCGAGGACUCCUAUCGCAAGCAGUGCAUCGUGCCGGGCAUACCCGCCGAGAUGCGACGUGGCGUACAGCCAGUGAAACCGAAGAAGAGCGGCUUUCUGCAGAGCUGCUUCCGGCGUCGCUCCAGCGCAUCUCGUGGUGCUGGUGGUGGUGGUCGUAGUCGAGAAGAGACAGUGCGGUGUCGCCGCGCCACUGCCAACGUCUUGCUGGUGGAGCUGGGUCGCCUUGCCGACGAGCCCGGCAUGGCAACGGGCGAUGCGGUGCGCUGCAGCGGUUGCUAUGCCGUCCUCUCGGCAAUGUCCGCAGUGAAGACGGUGGACGGCCGCGACACGUCGGCGUCGGUCUGGACAUGUGAGUUCUGUAAUGUACAAAACAAGGUGGACGUCGCUCCAGAAGAGGUACCCACCACACCGUCCUGUGACUACAUGCUGCACUCUCCCGCUGCCGCCGCGGCCACCAAGCCGUCGAACAGGGACGGGCUGGUGGUGUACUGCAUGGAUGUGAGCGGAUCGAUGUGCGUCACAACGGAGGUCAAGCAACUGCAAGCUGACUGGAGUGCCAUUCGCAGUGGUGACUCGUCGCGCUCCAAGCAGAACAUCUCCCGUCUAAGCUGCAUGAAGAUUGCCGUGAAGCGACAACUGGAGCAUCUGCAGGUGGAGAAACCCAAAACACGCGUAGUGCUGGUGACGUUCAGCAGCAAGGUGACCGUGUACGGUGAUGGAUCCUCCGACGCCAUCGUCCUCGCCGGCGACAAGCUGUACGACUUUGAGCGACUGUUGAGCGAGGGAAAGAACAUUGCGGCCGAUCUGAAGGUGGACACUAUUGAGAAUUCCAUAAAGAAACUCUCGUCGGUAGUGGACGCACUGGAGGAGGGCGGCGCAACGGCGCUCGGACCCGCCCUGACCGUCGCCGCUGGCAUGGCAACCAGCACGGCAGCGGCCGAGAUUGUCCUGUGCACGGACGGACGACCCAACGUGGCUCUCGGCGCCCUGAACAGCAGCGGCGAGGGGGGACCUGAGUUCUAUGUACAGAUUGGUGAGAAGUGUCGGGAGACCAAGUCGGUGGUGUCCAUCUUGGGCAUUGAGGGCGAGGACUGCAACAUGAGUCAGGUGGCUAAGUGUGCAGAGCUCAGCGGCGGAGACGUCAACAAGCUGAACCCGCUGGAGCUGACCCGCCAGCUGCGGCUCAUUUCUCAGAACCGCACGGUGGCCACUGACGUGGAGCUCAGUGUCCUGCUGCACCCGUCCCUCCAGCUAGAGAAGACCGUCUCCUCGCAGGGUCUGAGCCGUAUCAUUGUACCGCUUGGCAACGUAACGCAACAGACCGAUCUCACCUACCCGUUCCACGUGCGACCCCGGGAACACGGACUGAGCGCCAACAAGCUUCCCUUUCAGGUUCAGUUGAAGUACACCAGACCGGAUGGUACUCAAUACCUACGUGUUAUCAGUGCAUACCGGCCGGUGUCCAGGAACAGAGAUGCCGUGGAAGAGGCAUGUCACAUUGCAGUGACUGGACUGGCGGCCAUCCAGCACGCUGCACAGCAGGCCACAGACGGACAUUGCGAAGACGCACGUGCCAACCUGCUGGCCACACGUCGGCUACUGGAGCGCGGUGCAAAGCACGACGACCAGCAGGAAGAGCUCAGCAUCUACAUGGCCGAGAGCGAGGACCUGGAGGAUGAGCUGCGGCGACGUCAUCGCUCCCAUGGCGACGGGGCAGAGCGUCAUCGCUACGACGACGAGGUGGUCAAGAUGCUGCACCGCAAGCGCGCCGCGCACCUGGCGCAGUUCCUGUGCGGCUCUGCCAAGCGCCGGCUGGUGGAACAGCGCCGCGCCGCAGACAGCCGGCUGAGAGAGCAGUACUACGGAUAUCGCUUCUGAGAUGCGUCUGAGCAGCUCAAUUCCAUCACAGUGCGCUCAUGCAAGCGUGGUUGUGCCUGUUUCGGUUAAAUGUGAUCCAGGGGAAGUGAAGCACAAUCUGAUCCAUGUGGCAUGUGUGGCCACUUCUCCAGGAAACAUUGCGGAGACCCUGAGAUGCCACAGAUGGGUGAGAUGAUGUCACCAUAAACGAUAUGACUGAGAUGAUGUCAUAGUGAACUCUACCCGGAGCGGCGUAGCCUGUAUAUAGAUGUCACCUUGUCAGAGUAUGCAUGCAUGGCGGCUUUACUGGUGCACUUGCUUAAACUAGUGUUCGAUGUGCGCUGCAUGCGUCAUAAGCAGAUAAUUCUUGUCAAGACCCAGAUGUACAAUAACACUUUCAAUAAGUGCAGCAGCACAGGCCUGCUUGCUUGGACCACCCAUUUCAGUGAGUGUGGCCAAGACACCAUUACAAUCACUACAAGCACAAGUCUACGUUUUGAAUGGGCAGCUACAUAGCUUAACUGGAUUAAAGCCAACCCAUUCAAUAGCCACCACGUUUAUCAUCUCGCCUUACAAUAUUAAUAUCGGGUAAGGGAUAGGAGUCAAGAUUGUAAUCUUCCGUUGUUCGGAUUUCGGAUAUGCUGUUUUGUAUGUUUUAAACCCGGUCACAUUCAUACCACAGUACCACAUUCAAGAUCAUUUCCAUUGCAUGUGUGGAUAGAUAAUGCAUUUCUUUCUCCCACAUGUUCACUACUCGCAUGCUCAUGCCGGUUUUAUUUCACGA